AUGCGGUUUUUUCAGACUCCGAACAGCCGAACAAAUGCCGUGGUGUCUGUCGGUGGUAAAAACGGCGGCGGCGGCGGCGGCGAUAGCCGCUUUUUGCCCACUCAACUGACCCUCAGUGCUGCCCGUGGACCUCCAACUACCGGCAAAACCAUCUUUCUCUCAUUCCCACCCUACCCCUGCACCCCUCUGGUCUCUACCAACUGCCAUUAUCUCCAGAUUGGAAGCGUUUUCGAGGCUCCUUAA
Mesocestoides corti is the source of this 243-nucleotide messenger RNA. The record is from the annotation of a GenBank genome assembly. NCBI's taxonomy places the organism in Eukaryota, Metazoa, Platyhelminthes, Cestoda, Cyclophyllidea, Mesocestoididae.